UGAAUUGUUAAUCUUUAUCCGGGAGGUAUCUGAGCAGUUGCUGUGCAUCAUCAUGAGGAGUUACCUGUUAUCGUCAUCUGUUAUACUACUUCUAUGUUUAUUCAGAAAUGGAUAUUGUUUCUGUAAUUUAGGAAAUCUUACAGGAGUGAACGCCUACUCGUCAUCCGUGUACACUUAUGUAAAUCUUGAUCCCCAAAUACCUUUAUAUGCGAAUCGAUCAUUGGAUGGGAAAUUCCGAGAUCACCUGAAAGGCGAUUGCGCAGCAACAGCUAAUUUAGAAGAGUACGCUUGGUGGAUGGUUAUCCUGCCGUCUAUUUCAAGAAUUUACAAACUUAACCUCAUCUUCAGGGAGAAUGUCACCCGGCAUACCGGAUUUUAUUUAUUCAUCAACAAACAAGAGAAGAUGGUGGCGGAUCUAGCUUCCUUACCUGCCGUGUACCAUGAACAAGACCCCAAAGCCAGCUCCCAGAACGUAAUCAUGUUCCCGAGGGGUUACGAGGGGAAGCAUAUAUACUUGUAUUUAAACGAAACAGGAGAAGAUAUAUUGGAUCUGUGUGAAAUAGAAAUCAUCGGUUGUACACUUCAAAAUAGUAACUGCAGAUGUCCCGUAACACCUCCUGAGGAAUUACCAGUGGAUUUUCUUGAGACUGAGGUUGCCUUUGGGGUGAAUAAUAAUAUAACCCUUCAGUGUCACUCUCACUACAUACUUCUGCAAAACAGUUCGGGGUUGCUGGAUGAAUGUAAUUUUCAAACGAAAUGUAAAAAAGAAUCGGACAGUAUUCAGGUCAAAAGCGUGUCCUACAGAUGCUUGGAGGUUUGUAGAAACGAUGCGUACAAUGAGUCGACCACGGUCCUCGUCAAUCUAAACAGUUCAAAUGCCUACUACCUGAAAGAAGAGAAUAUCACUCUCCAGUGUAAAUAUCGUCACAAGCUGGUUAUUGGUCAGCUGACGAGAACCUGUCUGGGCAACCUGACAUGGACUGGAGACAAACCUGUGUGUCAAAGAUGCCAGUGUCCCUGCGAGCGACUUAAAACUCAGAAUUUCAUCACAGACCCGCAGGUGCUUGAGGAAAGAAUAGAAGAGAUUAAAGCAAAAUUGGAGGUGGAGAAAGCCAAGCUAUCGUCCACUAUCCGGCAGAAGACAUCGGCUUCAGACGAGCGGAAGUCUGUACAGGGAAUAGGAAUGGCUCUUGGAGUAGGGAUUAUAACUUUCAUUUUCUCGAUCAUUAUAUGCAGUGAUCUCCCUUUACUAUACCGGCACAUUAGAUACGGAGCUUUGUAACAACCUUUUUUAAAGAGUUGUUUAAAAGUGCUUUGAAAUUUGGGAGCUGUGUAACGUACUUUGCAAAACAGUGUGCAAAGUGAAACGAAAAUUAGAUGUAGCAUAUAACACUUCGGAAAAUCAUUUAAAAGGGCCCAGCUCCUGGUCGGAUACCCACGGUUGAUUACGCUUUGUUCCUCUCUAGGGAUCAGCUGAUAAUUAAAAUACAUUUUCAAACACACAAAGUGCGUUUAUAAGAAACAUUGGACAAAGACUUUUGCUUCUGGAAAUGUUGGACUGUAAAUUAGUAACGAGCGAUUGCCAACAAGACAGAAGUUUAUGCUUAGGCAUAAUGCAUAUUUCAAAUGCAAUAAAACCGUCAACAAUUGUAUCAUUACGUUUACUAGUAUAUGUAGUCCAUGUGUGACGUUAUUGUAAUUAAAAGGCUGAAUCUUCAAAAAUCUAACACAAUUGAUACCGUCCAUAUUUAAUGCUGUUUCAAGAUAAGUUAAUACACCUUAAUUUUUUAUGUGUAUUUAUUAGCAACCCUGUGUUGUAGCUGUUAUUUUUGUGACUGUGUUUUAAAAAUCCGGUAUUUUCAUGUAUAUUUAUUAUUUGGAAUAUUUGAUAUUCGUAAUUUUAGUGUAACGUAUAGUACUUUAGAGUACUACUCUUUAGAAAAGGCGAUAUAUAGAUGUAUUUCAUCAUUUUAAAAUAUCACGGUCCUUCGGAUGAGACCGCAAAAACAGAGGUCCCGUGUCACAGCAGGUAUUAUAUGACACGAUAAAGAUCCCGCCCUGCUCAAAGGCUGUAAGUGCCGAGCAUAGGCCUAAAUUGUGUAGCCCUUCACCGGCAAUGGUGUCGUCUCCAUAUGAGUAAAAUAUUCUCGAGCGGGACGUUAAACAAAAUACAAUAAAUCAAUCAAGCUGCACUGAAUUUGGGCCCACUUGUUUAUACAUAUUUUUCCGGGUUAGAAUCGAAUACAUGCGCUGCUCAUGGCGAAGCAGUAUGUCGAAACCCUUACUGGCUUAGUCAUGCUUUCAUCUUCCCAUUAUGCUUAUAGAGACAGAUACAUGUUUGUUAAAUUUUUAAAGUCAAUUUUUAACUGUCUCUGCAAAACUGUAUAUCAUAUUGUUCAUCUCCUGCAUCAUUUUGAUCUAGAAUUGAUAUGGUUUGAAAUGUAUGUUACAAAUUGAUUGGUAGCCUAAAUGAAAUGGUAGAAAAUACUAAAAAGACGUAUUAGACUAUUUCAUUGGCAAUACUCAUGGGUGGUGCAAGUCAUAUGAAUAUUUUAGAUAAGAGUUUCUAGCAUUAUUGUAUCAAAUGGUAAGAAAUAUAUCCUUUUGGUUGUUUAUAUUGUUACGAAUUUGACAUUCCCCACUAUGUUGAUGAACACAUGCCAGUGAUUUUACGUGGAUUACAUGUCAAUAAAAUAAUAAGUGUAUGAAUGAUUGUGUGAAUAAUAUAUA
Messenger RNA from Ostrea edulis (European flat oyster), 2730 nucleotides. RefSeq lists its product as uncharacterized. Lineage: Eukaryota; Metazoa; Mollusca; Bivalvia; Ostreida; Ostreidae. Bases 53 to 1282 code for a protein of 409 amino acids. The transcript has 7 exons. The record is from RefSeq and is a predicted model, not a curated record.